Molecule: messenger RNA, 3583 nt
Organism: Salvia hispanica
Lineage: Eukaryota; Viridiplantae; Streptophyta; Magnoliopsida; Lamiales; Lamiaceae
Product: suppressor of RPS4-RLD 1-like
Biological process (GO): negative regulation of DNA-templated transcription
Molecular function (GO): protein binding
Source: RefSeq, a predicted model, not a curated record
AAUUCUCUGUAGCCAAUAGAGAAAAUCGCCGCUUUCCAAAAAUUGCCCCCAUCUGCACUUCACUCACACCGCCGUCGAUCCAUUUUCUCCGGCGAUUUCUCCUCCAAUGGCGACGGCGAACGCGGAGCGGAUUCAGCUCGCGAAGCUCUGCAGCUCCAAGGAUUGGUCAAAGGCUAUCCGGAUUCUCGAUUCACUCCUUGCACAGUCAUGCGCCAUUCAGGAUCUUUGCAAUCGAGCUUUCUGCUAUAGCCAAUUGGAGUUGCACAAGCACGUGGUCAAGGACUGCAAUAAGGCGCUGCAGCUUGAUCCUAAGCUUCUCCAAGCGUAUAUUCUUAAAGGCCAUGCCUUUUCUGCUAUGGGAAGGAAAGAAGAAGCUCUUUUAGUUUGGGAACAAGGAUACGAGUGUGCUGUUUGUCAGUCUGCUGAUUUAAAACAACUUAUGGAGCUGGAAGAGCUCAUGAGAAUUGCUAAGCAAAAUGGUUCCAUUCAGAACAGUGGUAUGGGAUCAUCUGGGUCAUCCUUUUCUGCAUCUGAAUCUGUUGUUUCCACAAAAUUAAACGAUGCAUCAAACAACCAUGGGAAAUCCAAUGGAAGAAUUAUGACACCUAGCAGCUCAACUCAACAAGUAGAAGCUCACAAAAACGGAUCAAGUCUUAAUAUCAAAGGAGAGAGUUCUUUUGGCAGUCUAUCAAGCACGAAACUUGAAAAUCGUCCAAUGGAAACCAAUGGGAUACACAAGAACAAGAAGUCAGUAGGGAAGUCUGCACUGAACAAUUCGGCAGAAACCAGCAGUGAAUUGAUUGAUUUUUCUGAUAUAUGUAGUGAGCCAUUAAGCUUAUCUGAGAUACACAAUGAAUUAAUGGAUGACGCCAAUAGGAGCAAAAAGUUUUGUGUUGCCAGGAUAUCAAAGAACAAGUCAAUUAAUGUUGAUUUCAGAUUAUCAAGGGGAAUUGCACAGGUUAAUGAAGGAAAGUACGCUCAUGCUAUAUCCAUCUUUGACAAGAUACUACAAGAAGAGCCUGAUUACCCUGAGGCCUUAAUUGGAAGAGGGACGGCAUAUGCAUUUCAACGAGAACUGCAUGCUGCUAUUGCUGAUUUUACUAAGGCGAUAGAAUCAAAUCCCUUAGCUGGCGAGGCCUGGAAACGCAGAGGACAAGCUCGAGCAGCCUUGGGAGAAUCUGCUAAGGCAAUUGCAGACUUGACUAAAGCGUUGGAUUUUGAACCCAAUUCUCCAGACAUAUUGCAUGAAAGGGGCAUUGUGAAUUUUAAAUUUAAGGAUUACAAAGCUGCUGUUGAAGACUUAUCAACAUGUGUAGAAGCUGAUGAUCAGAACCAAUCAGCUUUGACAUAUUUGGGUUUGGCUCUAUCUUCACUGGGUGAAUAUAAAAGGGCCGAAGAGGCACAUACUAAAGCAAUCCGAAUAGAUCAAAAUUUCCUUGAGGCUUGGACUCAUCUAACUCAGUUCUAUCAAGACAUGGCAAAUUCAGAAAAGGCUUUACGAUGCAUUCAUGAGAUUCUUAAAAUUGAUGAAAGGUUUGCCAAAGCAUACCACCUGCACGGGCUUCUUCUCCAUGGAAUGGGAGAACACAGGAAUGCCAUCAAGGAAUUAUCAACGGGAUUGAGUAUUGAUAGCUCGAAUAUCGAAUGUUUGUAUCUAAGAGCUUCUUGCUAUCAUGCUAUAGGAGAAUUUAAAGAAGCAGUUAAAGAUUAUGAUGCCGCCCUAGAUCUUGAAUUAGAUUCAAUGGAAAAAUUUAUACUCCAGUGCUUAGCCUUCUAUCAGAAAGAAAUUGCACUGUACACAGCUUCAAAGUUUAAUACUGAGUUUUCAUGGUUUGACCUUGAUGGUGACAUAGAUCCCCUCUUUAAGGAGUAUUGGUGUAAAAGACUGCAUCCAAAGAAUGUAUGUGAAAAGGUCUAUAGGCAACCUCCUCUGCGAGAUUCUAUGAGAAAGGGAAAGCUGAAAAAGCAAGAAUUUACACUCACAAAACAGAAGGCAGCCCUUUUACAGGCUGCAGAUUCUAUAGGCAAGAAGAUUCAAUACCAUUGCCCAGGAUUCCUGCCCAACAAACGUCAGUACCGAAUGGCGGGACUUGCUGCUUUAGAGAUCGCACAGAAAGUUGUCAGAGUUUGGCGCUCUAUACAAACUGAUUGGAAGCAUUCAAAUAAAGGUUCUCUUAAACAUGGAAAGAAAGUGAGGAGAAAAGAAGAACUUAUCCCUACUAGUCAUAACAGAGGUGGUGCUGGUUGCAGCACUAGCAGUUUUUUUGAAUCAUCAACUACCAGUAAUGUAGCAGAAGAUAGACCAUUCAGGCGUCCUUCAUUGCCAUGGCAUGGUGUUUAUUCAAUAGCUGUCAAAUGGAGACAAAUAUCUGAACCAUGUGAUCCAGUUGUUUGGAUUAACAAACUGAGUGAGGAAUUUAAUUCUGGAUUUGGAUCCGAAACUCCUCUUGUUCUUGGGCAAGCAAAAGUGGUACGCUAUUUCCCAAAAUUUGACAGAGCAUUCAGUGUUGCCAAAACAUUAAUGAAGGAGAAUAAGUAUGCCCGUGACAAGAAGAACAACCUCAUCUAUCUCAAUGAAGAUGGAAAAUUGCAAGAAAUAAUGAAUGCAGAAUCAUGCUCGGACCUUUAUAAAGCUGUGGGCCAGGAUUUCUGGUUGGCUACUUGGUGCCACAGUAUGGCAGUUGAGGGAAAACAGCUUGAAGGAACUAGGAUCUCUUUAACACAAACGGAUCCAAUUGGGUAUGAUUUUGCUGUCAAAACUCCUUGUACACCUUCAAGGUGGGAUGACUUCGAAAUGGAAAUGGUUUCAGCAUGGGAGGCACUCUGUGAUGCUUAUUGUGGUGAAAAUUAUGGGUCAACCGAUUUUGAUGUGCUCGAGAAUGUGAGAGGGGCAAUUUUAAGGAUGACUUAUUACUGGUAUAAUUUUAUGCCGUUAUCAAGAGGCAGUGCUGUAAUUGGAUUGGUUGUGUUGCUUGGGCUGUUUAUGGCCGCCAACAUUGAAUUCACUGGUACCAUUCCAGAGGGCGUUCAGGUGGACUGGGAUGCAAUUCUAGAACGCGACCCUAACUCGUUUAUAUCUUGCGUGAAAAGCUGGCUGUAUCCUUCCCUCAAGAUCAGCACGUCGUGGAAAGGGUACCCUGAUGUAGCCUCAACUCUUGAAACAACAGGACUAGUUGUUGCGGCGUUGAGCACCUACUCUGAUUGAGAAACUCAUCUACAAGAUAUGAGUGAGUUUUUAGGUUUGACUCGGACGCUGCAGGUUUAUAUUUUAUGAUGGACCAGUUUAUGUGGCGUUCGCAUUUUAUGAAGUGUUUUUGUUAGGUUUAUUGUUGUGCAAUCUAAUACUACUUAUUAAUCUUAGAUUAAUUAACCUCGUAUAAUGUUUGGUUUGCCAGUGUUAUUUAACUCUUGAGGUUGUUAGGGAAACUCUGUUAACUGCCUGCCUCUGGUCAGUUUUAGUAUCAGUAUUCAACGUUAGUGGUUCACACGACAAAAGUGACUUGUACCCUGAGCCUUUUGAUCGGAGGAUUUACGUCUUACUGAUUGAACUAUAUUUUGUCAUCAUAUAAUUUUUUUACUUUAA